AGGCGAUGUGUUUUAAUGUCUAUUGGAUGGAACACGAGUGGCUUCACUUGUGAGCACAUCCGAACCGUAAAUCGUCUCAAUUUGUGGAUUCUCCAGAGUCAUCGUACUCUUCCGUAUCUCUGUUUGGGCACGUCCACGAGUUCACAUCACCGCCCCCCACAGCACAUCCCGACGACCUUGUAUUGGCCCGAUGAUGAACUCGCCACAGCCAGAGCAAGCGAGCUAGCAAGAAAAGCUUCAUUCAGUAAUCAAUACUACUACUCCACUAGCUUACAGACUUUGCACCUUAUCUUCUUUUUUUUUUUUUCUGAUACUUCGUUCGUGUGUAACGAGGAAGGAAAAAUGUUGAAUUCUCCUCAGUGGUGGCUGCUUUUACUGUCCAUACUGCUGUUCGCUUUGACAGUAAACUCUUCACAUGAUCUUACGAGAAAUGAAAAUAAGGUGAAAUCUUCUGUUUUCCUCUCUCCAGAAUUUGUGCUGGGACCAGGAACAGUGGCAAACAAGUACUAUUACAACAUUGACUUUCCAAGAGGUCACAUUGCUCUUAAAGAAUUCAAUGCUGAAGUUGUUGAUGAAGCAGGGAUUCCUGUUCCUCUUCAUGAAACUUAUCUCCAUCACUGGAUUGUAGUAAGAUACUAUGUCCCUAAGGAUGCCAAAACUUCUAAGAUCCUAAGUGAUGAUGAGCUUCACCAAUCAAAAGGUUUUAUAGUGAGAAACAGUGGAGUAUGCCAGGGGAAUUCCCUAGGUCAGUAUUUUGGCCUCGGAUCUGAAACACGCAAAACUGCCACAUAUGUUCCAGAUCCUUAUGGAAUAGAAGUUGGGAAUCCAGCACAAGUUCCUGAUGGAUAUGAGGAGAGAUGGCUGCUUAAUGUCCAUGCAAUUGAUACACGAAAUGUGGAGGAUCGAUUGGGAUGCACUGAGUGCAGGUGUGAUCUUUAUAAUGUUACAGAGGAUGAGCUUGGCCGGCCUUUGAGGCCAGAUUAUACUGGAGGAUUGUAUUGUUGCUAUGAUCAAACAAAAUGCAGGGUAAGGGAAGGCUUUGAUGAUAUUCAUAGAAGCCUCUACCUGAGAUAUACGGUAAAGUGGAUUGAUUGGGAGAAUGCAAUUGUGCCUGUCAAGAUCUAUAUAUUUGAUGGCACUGAUUCUGUAGAAAGAGAAAAGGAUUCAACAAUACUUGAUGCUAAACAUCAUUGCAGGAUAGAAUAUGAAGUUGAGUCUUGCAGUACCACUGGAGUGGUUAAUGGUGGGUGUAUUGAUAGCAAAAAAGCAAGCAUAGUUAUCCCUAGAGGGGGUCAUGUCAUCUAUGGUGUUGCUCACCAGCAUUCAGGGGGAACUGGAGCAGCAUUAUAUGGAGAGGAUGGUCGGGUUUUAUGCUCCUCCAUACCAAUUUAUGGAGAAGGGAAGGAAGCAGGUAACGAGGCUGGUUACAUUGUAGGGAUGUCAGCAUGCUAUCCUCACCCUGGUUCAGUCCAAGUAUCCAGUGGGGAGACUUUGACCUUGGAAUCUAAUUACAGCAGCACUCAAAAGCAUACGGGUGUGAUGGGGCUCUUCUACAUUCUGGUUGCAGACCCACCUCCAGAGUCCAUGCUUCUCUUACAAAAUUCAGUUCAUGAAAGUAUGAGAUUUUCCAAGUAUUCUUGGGGACUCCUUGCCAUUGGAGCUGUGGUAGCUUUCAUUGUUGGUGUUGGUUAUUAUUCAAGGAACAAAAGAGAGGAGCAAUACCAAUCCCUAGUGAUUUAAGCUAUGGACAGUGAGUUGUCUCUCUAUUCUCCCAAAUGACUGUUUAUACUUCAGGACGUGUAGGCUCAACCGUAGUCACUGUGAUGUUUAGUUUCUGUUAAACUUGUAUUAGCUAUUAGUUGAAAAAUUCCAUCUCUUUCCUUCUUUGCA
Messenger RNA from Nelumbo nucifera (sacred lotus), 1890 nucleotides. Its product is annotated as stress up-regulated Nod 19 protein. Lineage: Eukaryota; Viridiplantae; Streptophyta; Magnoliopsida; Proteales; Nelumbonaceae. The record is from RefSeq and is a predicted model, not a curated record.